Molecule: messenger RNA, 2610 nt
Organism: Triticum urartu
Lineage: Eukaryota; Viridiplantae; Streptophyta; Magnoliopsida; Poales; Poaceae
Source: RefSeq, a predicted model, not a curated record
AUGCGACGGUCGUCGCGGCGUCCAGCUCCCGGGGCGGCGAAGCUGACGCGAGGUCGACGAGGGGAGGCGCGCGAGGAGGUCCGCGAGGAGGCGGCUGAAGACAUGGACGUCGACAAUCUGCAGGAUAGUGAUCCAAAAAUGGAUGAUGAUGAAUCUUCCGAUGGGUCGUUUUCAACGUGCUUUUCAGCUAGCCGUGAGGUUGCAGACAAGGAGCUGAAUGCUAACAAGAAGGCAGUGCUAGAGAAGUCGAGUUUUGGUACCUUCAAAUCACCCUCUGGCACAUUUCAUUUUGUGUGUGUCUCUGUUGCAAUGUUCUUUAUUUGGAAUUGCAUAGCAAUGUUCUUCGUCCUCGAAUUUGACAUGUGCCUUUUUGUCAGCCAUAAAAACAAGACUAUAUUGUUCACUAGAGACAUGGUGCACAAAAUUUUUAAUAUCCCAUCCGGACCAAGGGCAGUGGAGCUGCUGAAGAGGAACGAACGUUGCGAGCUGCGCGACAUAUAUCGAGAAGGCACAAGGGCUCCAAUGAAGAAAUCCAUUUCUGUAAUCAAGAAAGCAUCGGAUAAUGAUGUUGUUACUUUAGAGAGGACUUGGGUUCUUUUAUGCCUUGCUCUCGUGCUAGUUCCUGGCACCGGCAACAUGGUCUCGUUGGACUACCUUGCUAGCUUGAAGGACUUGGAUGAACUGAAUGAGUUUGCGUGGGACGAGCAUGUGUUGGCAACUGCGUUGAGGGAGGCGAGGAAUUACCAACUAAAGAGGGAGGCUGGGGCAAGUGGCUUCUGGAUAGGCGGUUGUCUACCUAUGUUCGUGUUAAUUUACAUGGAUUUCCUGGAUGUGCCUCGGUCAUUGAUUAGUGAGGAGACGUUCAACUACUCGCUGCCCAGGGCUUGCUUUGUGUGCAAUGCAGAUUUUGAGCUUGUUAAAGAUUUUGACAGGAACAAGCUCACCCUCGAGACGGUUGAUUUUGGAAAGCGCAAUCAUCGUCCUUUGUCUCAAACGCCAUAUGCAAUACUGAAGGCGGACAAGCAAUGUGAGGGUCAGAAUCAACAUCAUCCGGCAAAUAUCACUAAUAGAGCUGACAAAGCCAACACUCAAGUCAGUGUUGAGGGUGAUUUAGGCGCUAAGUUUCGCGUCUCUCUGGAUGAGUGGCUGCAGCCGCUCCCUUCCUGCCAAGAGUUAGAGAUACCUUUGCACUUGAAGCCUAUAUAUGAGAAGCACAAAAAUCUCUAUACGGCAGAGUUGAAGAAUGUUGUUACCUCUUUUGGGCAGGUCCUGCAGUCAACUUUCUGCAAGCGGUUGGGUCUCAUGUUGAUGGAAGCGCACUCCAAUGCAGUGUCAAACCAUGAGCACAGGAGUGAAGGUUUUGUCGCCCAAAGAGUCAUUGCAACAAGCAGUGUCGAGCGCACGGGAGCGGUGACUUUUGGCACCCCAACAGCCACUGCAGCAGGCAUUGCUAUCCACUCUUCCAAGUGUCCAUUAUCGGAUCCUGAUUCCCGGGAAGAAGCAGGUGCUGAUGAUCAGAACAAGGCACAACCUGGUGGUGUAGUUGCUACUCCCAAAGUAGUGGAGACCGGUGCAUUAGGUGAGAAGGUUGGGGUGGAAGCGAAACAGGGGGCGGGUCAAAGCACAAGCGUUGCUAAGCGUUCCAGGAGUGCUGCGUUGCAACAAGGUGAGAGUAGCAAUCAUUCUCAUGGGAAGGAUUGUGUGGAGCAGGAGGAAGUUAUACAUCAGGGCGGAAAGGUGACCCCCAAAGAUGUUUGCAACAUGGAUCCUUCGGGAGCUUUUGAUAAGGUUGAAACACCAGUUCUUUCCCAGGGCACGGUGCAGGCAAUGAUGGUAACUUCCUUGGAGUGGGAAGAUGGCCCAUCUUGUGCUCUUUUCGUGGAGGGGACCGAAGACUAUGAGUGGAUGAAUCAAAAAGUAGACAUACCAGUCAAGCAUGUGCAGACACCAAAUGCUUCUAGCUCUGAUGUGCAGAAUUCAAUCCCAUUAGUGCCAAACUUUGACAACACUCUUCAAGUUGAAAGGCCUAGCAACCUCCCAACCGCAACAUUUGACACAGCUCCAAAGCUCCCUAGGGCAAACGACAUUCCGGGGCCUGUGUUUGAUGUGUCCCCCAUCUCAUUAAAAAACGCUUCCUCCGAUGGACCUCAAGUAGUAGUGGAUUUGCACGAGACAACCGAGGCGAAUGUUGCGGUCAGGGGUGAGUCCAACAGUCUUGGUAAACAGUCAAAGAAGAAAAGGGUGGCUCUCUCCUCAGACAAUGUGCCAACGAUGAAGAAGAUUAAGAUGAAAGAGUUUGAUAUGCCCGACUUCAUUGAAAUAGAUGGCUUCCAUACAUCUCUCGAGAAUUUUCAUGCAUCUCUAAAGCCAAGAGCGGAGAUUGACAAUGAGGUCAUGACCUUAUACCUGAAGACAUUCAACUAUGAUCAUUGUGGUCUGCCCUCUAAUAUUUUUUUGUUUUGUGAUUUUCUCCAUCAGUUGAAACUCAGUGCUGAGCCAGAUGUGUUUGAUCCGAAGGUGUGCGAAAAAGAAUUUAAGAAUGCUUGCUUACAAAAUCACAUUUCAAAAUCUGACCUGCUAUUCUUCAUGGUUGUACACAAAAAGCACUAG